AUGGGCACCUGGGCCUUCCCCGCAGCCCUUUUCCUGCUCUGCCUGACUUCUGAAAGCCUGCAAGGCGGGCUACCUCCAUUGUCUCCGGGCCUAGGGAAAGGCUUAGGGAGCCCCAAUGGCUACAGAUCAGGCUACGGUCCCCCCAGUGGCCUGGGAGCAGGAUUUGGGAACGGGAAUGGCCUGGGAGCCCAGCCAGGCAUUGGAGGGGGUGUGAAACCCCAGAAGCCAGCAUAUGGAAAUGGACUGGUUGCUGGUGCCUUCCUGGGGCUCGGAGCCCAGCCAGGGUUCGGCACUGGGAAUGGGAUGGGAGUUGGAGCCCAGCCAGGGUUCGGGAAUGGGAAUGGGCUGGGAGGCGGUGCCUUCCCAGGAGCAGGAGCACAACCAGGCCCUGCAACUCAAAACGGCUAUGGACCAGGCUUUGGAGGGGGUGUGAAGCCCCAGAAGCCAGGAUUCAGGAACGGCAACGGGCUGGGAGGCCAGCCAGGCCCUGCAGUUCCCAUCAGCUAUGGACCAGGCGCUGGUGAGGGCGGGAAGCAGCAGAAGCCAGUUUACAGGAACGGGCUGGGAGCCAGAGUCUUCCCAGGCCUGGGAAGGGGCGUGAGCCUUCUGAAGCCAGGAUACGCUCCAGAGCCCGGCCUGCAGCUUCCAGCAGGAUACCAGUCCCCGAAUGGCUAUGGAGCAGGAAGAGAACUGGGCUUUGGCGGUGGCCUCAAGCCUCAGAAAGUCGGGUUUGGUUACGGGAAUGGUCUGGGAGCUGGGGUCUUCCCCGAGGCGCACCCGCAGCCAGGGUUCCCCACAGCCAAUGGCUUUAGGAAUGGGUAUGGGGAAGAAGCACCAGUGUACCCCAAAGCAGCAGCUCCAGGCCCUGAAGGAAAUGGUCAGGCCGGGGCCCUCGGGGGCUCUUCUUGGCCCUCCAUCCAGCCCUGGGCACUUGCCCUGAAGCCUGGAUAUGGCGCAUACCCAGAGGUCAGGAGCCAGCCAGGAGCAUACGGACAGCUGAGGCCAGGGCUAGGCCCUGGACCCUUCGGCAGCCCCGAGGUGAAGAGAGGUGGCAGUGGCCCGCUGGGAAAUGGCUAUGAAGGCCACUGUUCCCUUGGAAAAUGCUGAGCACCGAGGCCCUUCCACCGCCCAUCCUGAGCGCCUCAGAACCACAGCCCGGUGUGGGUGAGGACGACCAGACGCUGGGGCUCGGCUUCUGGCCCGGGGUCUCCCGCGGGCUGAAAGUAUCAAUAAA
Hyaena hyaena (striped hyena) is the source of this 1234-nucleotide messenger RNA. Its product is annotated as glycine-rich protein DOT1-like. Lineage: Eukaryota; Metazoa; Chordata; Mammalia; Carnivora; Hyaenidae. The record is from RefSeq and is a predicted model, not a curated record. The transcript has 26 exons. The coding region runs from base 1 to 1107 and encodes 368 amino acids.